This is a messenger RNA of Lithohypha guttulata, 1386 nucleotides long. RefSeq lists its product as uncharacterized. Gene Ontology annotation, cellular component: cytoplasm. Bases 1 to 1386 code for a protein of 461 amino acids. NCBI's taxonomy places the organism in Eukaryota, Fungi, Ascomycota, Eurotiomycetes, Chaetothyriales, Trichomeriaceae. The record is from RefSeq and is a predicted model, not a curated record. Gene Ontology annotation, molecular function: iduronate-2-sulfatase activity. The transcript is spliced from 2 exons.
AUGGCACCAGAAACAUAUGCCCAACCACCGAAGUCGCUUCCACUCAAAAUUGACUCGAAGAAUGGCAAAGACAAGCCAAACCUGGUCAUCUUCAUGCCAGACCAGCUGAGCCUCAAGGAAAACGGUUACCAUGUCGCUUGUCUCGCUCCUCGGGGGGACACCUUUGCUCCAACCGUUACAGAGCUUAGUGUCAGCGAGUACGGUUUUCUAGAAACGCCGGAGUUUGUUCCAAAGUUUACGGGUGGUGGUUCGGAUGAGAAAGACGAAAGUGUCUGGGCUCGUCUGUUCUACAAGGGACUAAGGAAUUCCAACGAAGCUUCGGAUUACGACGAUGCUGUGGUUCGAUCUGCACUAAAAUGGCUCGAAUAUCCUCCCAAAGACAAGCCCUGGGUGUUAUUUAUGCCGUUAUUGUUCCCGCAUUGCCCGUUUCAGGUUGAAGAACCCUACUUCUCGAUGUACGAACGAGAUCAGAUGCCACCAAUUAUCUCGUAUCCAGAGAAGAAGACCGGCUAUGAGCCGAGAUACAUGCAAGUUAUCCGAGAACGUUAUGGCACCGCUCGAGCCACACCCGAGGUCUGGGCUGAAGUGAAGGCGACUUACUAUGGCAUGAUCACAAGACUCGACGACCAAUUCGGUAGGAUAAUGAAAAAAAUUGAUGAACUCAGCCUAUGGAAGGACACUGUCACAAUGUUCUUCACAGACCACGGUGAGUACCUCGGCGAUCAUGGAAUGAUUGAGAAAUGGCCAUCUGGUCUGUCGGAGACCCUACUUCACGAACCGUUGAUAAUCGCUGGAGGAGGAUUGCCCGAAGGUAAGGUUGUAACGGCAAUGACAGAGAUGGUAGACUUGGUGCCAACGGUCUUUGAGAUAGGCGGAAUAGGGGAACACUUUCCUCACAACGGACUCUCGUUAGUGCCGCUUCUUACUGGAAAGACCAACAAGCACAAGGAUUUUUCCUUCUCUGAAGGAGGCUUUCUAACGAGUGAGGAGCCAUUACUAGAGCAAGCACCCUACCCCUAUGACAUCAAAGCUGGUCUACAACACGAGGAUACAACUUUAGUUGGCAAAGCAAUCAGCGUUCGCAAUGAGGAGUGGACAUACGUGUAUCGACUGUACGAACCUGCUGAGCUUUAUCAUCGACAAAAUGAUCCUGAAGAGAUGCACAAUCUGGCGGCAAAUCCCCGCUACACCCCUGCAGCGAAGAUGAUGGAAGGGGAAAUCUUUAGAUGGUUGAUGGAGGGUUCGGAUUUCUUACCAUGGACGAAGGACAACCGAUUCCCUGAGGUCAGCCUGAAAUCUCCGAAAGAGCAGAUGGAAGAGCGUUUAAGAGAUGCCGAGCUGACCGCAAAUGGGUCAGCAAAUGGGUCUAUUCACAAAACCCAUUAG